Triticum turgidum subsp. durum (durum wheat) is the source of this 480-nucleotide messenger RNA. The record is from the annotation of a GenBank genome assembly. NCBI's taxonomy places the organism in Eukaryota, Viridiplantae, Streptophyta, Magnoliopsida, Poales, Poaceae.
AUGGGGAACAGGCAGGAGCAUGCGGUGUUCCAAGCGCUGCUGCGCUUCUCCCAGUGGCGGCACCAGGAGCUCAGCCGCAUUAUGGACGCCGCCGUGGAGCCCAACCUCGUCUCGAGGACCAACGACGGUUGGAGUGACUUAAUCGAGCGCUACGAGGGCAUAAAUCAUGGUGAAUAUCUGAAACUGUUGGCGGAUAUCGCAAUGUUGAGGCAUGAACGUGACCACCUGGAGGCCAGCGUGAGGAGGCAGACAGGAGAAGACCUGCCGUCCGGCGCAAACGCGGUAGAGCUCCGCGGUCUGGAGUACAAGCUAGAGUGCGCGCUGGGUAAAGUCCGUGAAAUGAAGGAUAAACUGAUGGAGGAGCAGCUGGACGAAUCACACCACAGGGUGCACAUCCUGGAGGAGCAGAACAGCUUCCUUGGCCACAUGAUUUUGAAGGUAUUGAAGCACAACCUUUGUACCCAACCUGCAAAAUGCUAG